AUGUUUAAAAUACCAAGCUUGAAAAAGGCUUCUUCAAAGAGAAGAAUCUGUGAAGAUUUACCAUCAUUCGAUUUUGGGAGUUUAGAGGCCAAGGAGCAGAUUGGCUAUGGCUCGUACGGUGUUGUGUAUAAAGCAUUACAUCAAAAAGUGUUAGUUGUGGCCAAAAAACUGAUAGGCGAAUCAGCUGAGGAGGAAAGUUGUUUUAUCAAGGAGGCACGGCUAAUGUAUUCACUCAAGCAUGAAAACAUUGUCGGGUUUAAAAGCUUUUCAUCUUCUCCAUGCGCAAUAUUAAUGGAAUACUUAUUCUUUGAUUUCUCACUUUUUGAGAUUUCGAAACAACUAAGCAAUUUAGUCGAAUUCCUUAACUACAUCGAUAAAAUAGACGCUUUUACAUAUUUUGAAAAUGACCUAAUUCUAAAGAUGGGCUACCAGAUUUCCAAAGGACUGGAGUAUCUAUAUUCGAAGGGAGUCGCACAUCGCGAUCUGAAAGCUAAAAAUAUUUUGGUCAGUAACCAACAUUACUGCAAUUUAGCAGACGAACAGCAUCGAUAUAAAGUGUUUUCGGAAAGACCUGUUAUUUGCAAACUGGCAGAUUUCGGAGAAAGUAGGUCUCAUCUGAUUCAAACAGCAGCUGUACUUCACUCGAAAACCAAGAAUAUUGACAGGUACGCUUUUUCUGAACUAUCUGUAGCUAAGUAUUUUGUUGUGAAUAUAAAUGUGACAAAUUUUAAUACACGGCACGGCUGUUAUUUCGAAAGUCAUUUUGUUGUUUUACGCAUCACAUUGGCAAUUUAUCCGUGUAAUAAAAUUUUUCCCUGGCAAUUUUUCCGUGUUUAAAAUCAGUUCUCACUGUUUUGUUUAGUAUUUUUCAUUUAGAAAACUAUAGAUAAUAUUUAUUCCCUGUACUUGCACUAAUAUUUAACAAUAGUAUAGUCGCUGAUUACAAGCUCAUGUUCAAGGUGUCACAUAUUUAAGUUCAUAUUCACUCACUAUGCUGCGAACCGGCGAGGUGAAUAUUAUGGAGUUAUUAACCGAGUGCGAGGUCUGUACGGGAAAAUAGUGCCUUAGGUUUUUCGCAAUGCUUUCCCAUACAGACCGAGCAAACGAGGUAAUAAGGGAUUUAUUAUAUGCCUUUGUUGGAUCGCAAUUUGUUCUGACUUUGUAGAAAAAAACAGAAAACACUUUCGCUGCUGAAUCUUUCAGCCGGACAAUACUGGCAGUGCGCUUGCUGAUAACAAAACAAUAAAAAUUAAUCAAAGAAAAAAUGUAAUCUUCAAAAAUAUAAUGUAUCAACUUUUUUUUUGAGAAACAACAAACGUUCCAUGCAAAACAAAGCCAAAAACAAUGUUUGCAACAUUUUCCGAACAGUUGUUUUGAAACGUGGUUUGGUACGUGGAAAACGCGGAUUGCGGAUAACAAAUUGCGAAUUGCGGAUAAUAAAUUGCGGAUACUAAAUUGCGGAUAAUAAAUUGCGAAUAACAAAUUGCCGAUAACAGUUAUUAGAAUUUUCAAAUAAUUUAUAUUAGGAGAACAUCGUUGUGAUCAUUAUUUUUUCGCACAUAAUCAACUGCAAUCAUAUAUUAAUAUUGAAUAAUAUUAAUAAAUACAGUUUAUAAAAGGAAAACUUGUCUUGACACGGGUGUUUGUUUGGGCUUUAAGGGUAUAACUUUAAGAGUGAGAACGACAACAAACAAAUAAAAUAAUGAGUAAUUAUAACCAUUUUUUCAUUUAAUAUUCUCCUAAUAAUCAUUUGAAAAUUCUAAUAACUGUUUUCCGCAAUUUAUUAUCCACAAUUUAUUAUCCCCAAUUUGUUAUCCGCAAUUUAUUAUCCGCAAUUUGUUAUCGGCAAUUUAUUAUCCACAAUGGGCACUUUGUUAUCCGCAAUCCGCGUUUUCCACCAAACCUUGAAACGUAGCAUUUCCAGGACAGUAAAACUUACUCUGGAGUUUUCUUCGUCGUCACAGUACUGCAUAAUAAGUUUUAGUUUCCUUAAAAAUUUGAUUUGUACAAUGUUUUCACGAGCGGGCAAGAUGAAUUUCUUGAGAGGGCAAGAUGACUUUUCUAGACCGGUCAUCAACCAAUCAGCAUGCGGCAUUUAUCUCAGCCAUAUAAUUAAUAAAAGCUUUUAAUCACUGAGGCGACUAAUUGUUUCAGUAUAUAAAUUUCUAUGUGCAUAUUGUGAGUCCAUAAAUUUUGUGCUAAUUCGCACUGCCGCACACCAGAGCUAUUAGCUAAGCUGGCAGUCACUCGUGGCCAUUUGCGUAAUCAAAAUGCCCCGUGUGCGGCAAAAUUUUGGGAAAUUUUUGGCACGCGUGACGAAACUCUUCAAAAUUUCGCCGCACACGGGAAGAACUUGCUUACGCCAAUAGGCACGAGUGACUGUUAGCUCAGCAGGUGGCUCUCGUGUGCGGCAGGCUUAAUCGUUCUAAUUCGGCCUAUGAAAUUACUUAAGUACUGUAUAGUGAUUACUUUUCUGCUAAAUUCAGUAAAUGCUAUAGUAAUUAUCUAUUUAUUGCAUUUUAUCAUUUUAUAGGGGCACCUCAGUUUACAUGGCACCCGAAUUACAAAUCGAGUCGUGUCGUUCAAAAGCUGCUAAUUUCGACAGUCUUCAAAAAGUUGACAUGUGGGCAUUUGGAAUGGUUUUAUUUAAUUUGGUAAAUCCGAACCUUAAAUAUCCAUUCCAGCUUGAUCUUAAGAAGGAUGCUCCUUUAAAAAAGCAACUACCUCGUAUCUUGCAGCAACAGAAAUAUCCAACUCAAUCUAAAAAGUAUGCCCUGCAACAGGAAAGCAGUUGGGCUCCAGUUAUCGCGGUGAUGAAAAAAUGUCUCAUUUUUAAUCCUGAUGACCGACCGACAGCUUCAGAAAUAAUGAAUCAGCUACAGCAGUUACUUUCCAAGAGUGCAGAAGAACAAACAUUUGAAUUGGAAAAACGGUAAAUUUAGAUUUAUACGCGAAUCGAAGGUUUUGAAGUAAACUGUUCCUUGUAACUGCGCGAACCCAAUAAGCACACAGCAGAUAAAAAACUUGUUAUUUAUCAUGUUUCAAAGCUCAAUUAUAUUGUGUACAAAACAUAGUGUUUACUAGUUUAAUACGUUGUUGCGUUCCUAUGAUGUUACCACUGCAGCGUGCAACAUAGUAAUGAGCCAGUAAUAGCAUAUGAAGAGAGACCAAAGCCAAAGGCCAGUUUUGUCGCUUUAAGUUAAAAAACCCGGCAGACUAUUUUCCACAGUUUUUUUAAAUUUAAAGUGAAAAAUUGUUUUAAUUUGAAACUUGGUAUAUAACAAGAAACUUAUUUCCCGUGAUAACAAAAUUCAAAAAAUAAAAUAGAAAUGUAGCAUAUGUAAAAAAUGUUUUGUUAUAGAAUCGAACCUUUAAAAGAGAAGCAAAAGCAAGCUGCAGUUAUUGAUCUGAGAGGUGAAUUAAAGCAAGGCAAAGAAGAAAA
Messenger RNA from Paramuricea clavata, 3442 nucleotides. The record is from the annotation of a GenBank genome assembly. NCBI's taxonomy places the organism in Eukaryota, Metazoa, Cnidaria, Anthozoa, Malacalcyonacea, Plexauridae.